GUUUGGCUGCAGUGAUCUUGGCGACUUUCCAAGGUUGAGGUUCGCCUGGGAAAGUAACAAUAAUAAGUGCUCACUCUUUUGUAUCAAAUAUUUUAUGCGGUUUCGCUUCUAUUCCGUAUACGUCCGAGGACAUACAUGGCCCUUUCAUACGGUGUCAAAUAUUUUAUGUUCUCUCAAGUCAGCCUGGAUCGUCUUGCUCCCAUUAUGGCUGACCUCCCCACCGACUUUCGCGUCUGCAUCGUUGGCGCAGGCAUUGUGGGGUUAGCAUGUGCCAUUUCUCUUCGCCAAAAGGGGUUCCAAGUCACGGUUGUCGAGAAAGACAAGGCAAUAGAAACAACGGGCGCCGGCAUAGAGCUACAGCCAAAUGCUGUCCGAGUACUUCAGGAUCUCGGCGUGUACGACCAUGUCCUGCAGAGAUCGGUCCUCACGCCAGCCCUCGUCUUGAAGGAGUACACUGAGGGCAGGGUACUGCACACCCAAUCCGUCGUGAAAGCUGCAAUGAGUUACGGUGCCCCAUGUCUGUCUGUGCAUCGGCCUCACCUGCGGAAUACGCUCCACGACAAGGCAGUCGCCCUGGGGGUAAAGGUUAUGUUCGGCCAAAACAUCCAGACUCAUGGGCUUGAUCUCGACCACGGCCGUUUGACGCUGGGUGGUAGUGAUGGUGCAUCUGGCCAACAAGAAAUUGAAGACGGCCCUGGAACGGAGCCGCCGCAGACGCUCUGUGCAGACCUCUUCAUCGGCGCCGACGGCGCUAACUCGUCCCUGCGGGAGGUCGUGACCGGCCACAAGACAGACUGGGUACCACAUGGGAAAGUCGUCAUCCGGAUCCUCAUAGACGUGGGGCUCAUCCGGGAACAUGAAGACCUCCGACAUCUCGUAGAGAGGCGUGACUGUGUCGUCUGGCUCGGGCCCGAGUCCCAGGCUGUGACCUACUGCAUGGGCGAAAUCUUCAAUGUCGCCUUCACGCGGCCGUGGUCCACGGACGCAAAGGACGCCUUCUAUGCGCCGCAGAAGGUCGACUUCGAGGCAUUCGUAGAACAGCUCGCCGCUGAGGGCUGGGACGUGCGGCUCCGCAAGCUGAUAGGUCUGGCAAGGGGAACGGACAUCCUGCGUUGGAUGUUCUUUGAGCCCCAGAUAGACGAUGAAGGCACACCGUGGGUGAAUGCUACCGGCACAUGCUGCCUUGUUGGUGAUGCGGCUCACCGAACCUUGCCAUAUCUUGCGCAGGGUGCUGCAAUAGGUCUAGAGUCUGCGGCCGUACUGGCAGGUCUGCUCGGCAAGGUCAGGAGCAAACAGGAUGUGCCAAAGGUUCUGGGGCUCUACGAGCGUCUGCGCAAGGAACGAUCAGGCCACGCCAUCCGAGCGAGCUUGCGCAACGGCCGAGUGUGGCAGGUUCCCGACGGGCCGCUCAAGGAAGAGCGAGACAGGCAACUUUUAAAUGAGACUCCGACGGCUGGGUUUCCAAACAUCUUGGCUGAUCCUUUCUUUCAGAGUUGGUUGUGGGGAUACGACACCUCGAAGGUGGUUGACGAGGCUUGGUCUAUGUUUGUCAACGGCCAAUCACACUAUUAAUACAGACAGGCAGAGAAAGAUACUGGGCAUAUGCAUUUUGUAAAACCCUUGCAGAUAUCUGGUUAAAACACAUGCGCUUAUGAGAUUCCAAGGUUGCCGUG
Molecule: messenger RNA, 1673 nt
Organism: Diaporthe batatas
Lineage: Eukaryota; Fungi; Ascomycota; Sordariomycetes; Diaporthales; Diaporthaceae
Exons: 3
Coding region: 136-1572 (478 amino acids)
Biological process (GO): secondary metabolite biosynthetic process
Molecular function (GO): FAD binding; monooxygenase activity
Source: RefSeq, a predicted model, not a curated record